Messenger RNA from Sceloporus undulatus (fence lizard), 2141 nucleotides. RefSeq names its product branched chain amino acid transaminase 2 (gene BCAT2). Gene Ontology annotation, cellular component: mitochondrion. Gene Ontology annotation, molecular function: branched-chain-amino-acid:2-oxoglutarate transaminase activity. Lineage: Eukaryota; Metazoa; Chordata; Lepidosauria; Squamata; Phrynosomatidae. Gene Ontology annotation, biological process: L-valine biosynthetic process; L-leucine biosynthetic process. The coding region runs from base 436 to 1425 and encodes 329 amino acids. The transcript has 12 exons. The record is from RefSeq and is a predicted model, not a curated record.
AGAGAGAGGCGUGUCAGGGGCGGAACCUUUCUUGGCGGCUCCGGAGCCCCCUCUCGCCGGCCCCAUUAGACAGAAGCACCGCCGGCAGCAUGGCAGCAGCUACUGCAGCCCCAAGGGCAGCUCGGAGGCUUUAGGAUUCAGCCUGGAUGUUUGUCUCUUCUUUUGCCUCAGUUGCUGUAGGAGCUGCUCUUUCUGCGAUUUAAAGCAAGGGGCACGGAGGGGAAGCAAAGAACUGAAGGAAAAGGGAUCAAGGGAUUGAGCACUAAAGAGGUUUUGAGAGGAAGAUCAUGCAAUGUUCUACUUUCACUUCUUGGUCCUCAGAGAUUUUUAAGUACCACAUUCAAGGCCUCUGAUCUCCAGAUUGAAUUAACCAAGGACCCAAAGCCCAAACCAGACCCAGGGAACCUGAUCUUUGGCAAAACAUUCACUGACCACAUGUUAACUGUGGAAUGGAGCAAAGAGAAAGGUUGGGGCAAACCAUACAUCAAGCCUUUUCAGAAUAUUUCUCUCCACCCAGCUUCUUCUGCCUUGCACUACUCAGUACAGCUCUUUGAGGGGAUGAAGGCUUUCCGGGGCGCAGAUAAGCGCAUCCGACUUUUCCGUCCCAUGAUGAACAUGGACCGCAUGUUACGCUCCGCUCUUCGUUGUUGUCUGCCUUCCUUCAACAAGUCAGAGCUCCUUGAGUGCAUCCGGCAGCUAAUCCACCUGGACCAAGAUUGGGUGCCCCACUCCGACACAGCCAGCCUCUACAUCCGGCCCACCUUCAUCGGCACUGAGUCCUCCCUGGGGGUCGCCACGUCCAAACACGCCUUACUUUAUGUGAUCCUGGGUCCUGUAGGCCCCUAUUUCACCACAGGCUCCUUCAACCCCGUUUCUCUCCUGGCUGAUCCCCGCUUUGUCCGUGCCUGGAUGGGUGGCGUUGGUGACAGCAAAGUGGGCGGCAACUAUGGCCCCACCAUUUAUGUGCAGAAUGAGGCUGCCAAUCAGGGAUGCCAGCAGGUUCUUUGGCUGUAUGGCGACAAUCAUCAGAUCACUGAAGUUGGGACAAUGAACAUCUUCAUGUUUUGGAAGGACCAGCAAGGAGAUCUAGAGCUGGUCACCCCUCCACUAAAUGGAAUCAUUUUGCCAGGUGUGACCCGGCAAAGCCUCCUAGAUCUGGCUCAGAAAUGGCGGGAAUUCAAAGUUUCUGAGCGAAUUAUCACAAUGGGUGACCUGAUCAAAGGUCUAGAAGAAAAGAGGGUGAAGGAAGUGUUUGGUUCUGGCACUGCAUGUGUUGUUUGUCCUGUGAACAGAAUCCUCUACCAGGGCAAGAAUUACCACAUCCCCACAAUGGAAAACGGACCUGAGAUCGCAAGACGAUUUCUGAAAGAGUUGACAGAUAUUCAGUAUGGCCGUGUUGCCAGUGACUGGGUCCUGCAGGUGUGAUGCCAACAAAGUGACAGACGCUUGCUUCAUCCCGGUCCCAUAUCUAGCCUCUGUUUUUCAACUGUCGUAUUUAUGAUCCAGUUCUAUAACUUUGGCAUUAAUGCCUUUUACUCCGUCAAGAGUUUGGACUGGCUGAUUCGCUCUUUAAGGAACUGGUCUGCCUGUUACGAUUUGUGGCUGUCAAACACUCCUCUCUGGGAAGAUCCAGGGCUCAGAAGGACUCAGAGCUGGCCUCUCUGUGGUGGCAGAGAAUCUCUGGACUGAAAUGGCCUCCUCUCCUCCUCUCUCAGUUCCAGAAUUCAGCUGCUUCCAGAGUGCAAUAUUGAGAAGGAGGAUGAUCUUGUGUAUCUUUAAAACUGUUAAAAUACAGACACACGCACACUUUUUAAAAUAAUAGUUGCUUGAAUUCAAGCAAAAAAAAUUACAAAUUUGAAGACUCAAUUUUUUAAAAAAACAUCAAUUGUUAGUAUCAUAACAAUUGGUGCUGAAAUUUUAGUUUUUGCUUCCUCUGGCUGGAAAAGACCGUUCAUUUGGUUUUAAUUCUCUGCCGUCUUGCUUUACCUUUCACACCUGUAUGGUUCUGUUUUAGAUGAUGAAGCUUUGUCUAAAUUAGGUUUUGGGAACCAGCUUUCAGUUCAGACCUCUUUGAAACCAGAGAUAGCUUUUUACAUUGAAAAUUAUUAUUUAAAAUUAAAAACAACAUCUAAUAUAAGUUU